UUCAAGCAGCCAAGUCAUCUUCAGGGGUCAUCGAUAAGGGAACAUUAAAAAAAACCGUUGAAAUUGGAAAAUCUUCUAGAUUGCCAUUUGCCAUUUGCCAUUUGCCAUUUGCCAUUUGGACAAGUUGUGUUGCCUCGUGUUCGCCGCCCCCCUUUUCCACAUUAUCCUAUUUAAAGAUUCUCAUAUCCGGCAUUGAUCCUCGCUCCUGUCCGGUUUAGACUUUCGUGUGUCAAGCUGAUCCCUCUUUGGCUUUUUUCUAGGUUUUCUUUUUUAAAUUUUUUUUUUUUUGCCUUUUCUUUCACUCCUUCACUAGUUACCAAUUAAAUUCCCCGGUCUUCUUGGGGAUGCAUCGCAUGUAAAAGGUUAUGAGGAGAACAUCAGUUUCACUGCCUACGAAGCAAGUUAGACACGACCCUCACGAAAAACCUGCACGUUACGACUCGGGCCACCGAGAACCCGGCAUCGUGGAGAAACUACAGGCUGCGACCAUGAACCAGGCCCAAAGGACGCGAUGGCUAAAGACCACGGCCAUCGUUGUCUUCUUGGUGUUCCUGUUCUACUACAUCUCGCCAAGGGGUGUAGAAGUAUAUAAGGGUGUGUCGCAUUCUGGCGGCCAGGUGCCGUCCGAUUCAUCAUACGGAACCUCGAAAUGUACGAAAUCGUUUUCUAAGGACAAGCCAAUCGUACAAUAUGUCCUCAUGAUCGACGCUGGCAGCACUGGAUCUCGUAUCCAUGUUUACAAGUUCAACAACUGUGGCCCGACCCCAGAGUUAGAGAAGGAAGAGUUCAAAAUGACCGAGAAGAGCGUAGGCGGCUUGAGCAAGUAUAAGGACGACCCAGUCGCCGCCGCGAAGACCUUGGAUAGUCUCAUGGAAGUGGCGAUGGCGACCGUUCCCGACAAGUUGAAGGGUUGCAGCCCGGUUGCCGUAAAGGCGACCGCUGGUCUGCGAAUGAUCGGCCAGGAGGCCAGUGGGAAAAUCCUUGAGACCGUUCGGGAGCACCUUGAGAAGGACUACCCCUUCCCCGUUGUCUCCCGAGAAGAGAAUGGCGUUGCGAUCAUGGACGGUUCUGACGAGGGUGUAUACGCCUGGAUUACUACCAACUACCUUCUAGGAAAGAUUGGAGGACCUGACCAGAGCCCAACCGCUGCCAUCUUUGAUCUUGGUGGUGGUUCCACGCAAAUUGUCUUUGAGCCUACGUUUAAGGGACUUGCUUCUGGCGGCAUGCCCGAGAAGCUGGCUGAAGGCGACCACAAGUACGAGCUCUCCUUCGGCGGACGAAACUUUGAGCUCUACCAGCACUCUCACCUUGGAUACGGAUUGAUGGCGGCUCGCAAUUCUAUACACUUGAACUUGCUACAUGAUAUCUACAAGAAGGAGAAGAGCAAGGCCUUCCUAGAAAAGCCCAUUCUCAACCACCCUUGUAUCAAUGCGGGCCGGACCGAUAAGAUUACGGUUAAACUUGGUGACGACAGCCCCCUAGGCACCGGCGAGUUGCGGCUUAACGUGACCGGCCCCAUGAACCCUGCUCCGGCACAGUGCCGCGCUCUGGCUGAGAGGAUUCUAUACAAGGACGCCGAGUGUAAGCUUGCACCCUGCUCUUUCAACGGCGUCCACCAACCCCCACUAGCCAAGACCUUCGCUAAGGAGGAUGUCUACAUCUUCUCUUUCUUCUACGACCGCACUAAGCCUCUUGGAAUGCCCGAUUCGUUCACCCUCCGGGAACUGCACGACCUCGCUAACGCUGUGUGCGGCGGCGAGGACUCGUGGGGCACAUUCACUAAUAUUCCAGAGGCCCUAGAGGAGCUACGUGAUCGUGGCGAGUACUGCUUGGACCUCAACUUCAUGAUAGGAUUGCUGCACAGCGGUUACGAAAUGCCUAUUGACCGGGAGGUCAAGAUCGCUAAGAAGAUCAAGGGUAACGAAUUGGGCUGGUGUCUAGGAGCCAGUCUGCCCUUAUUAGCAAAGAACUCCGGCUGGUCCUGCAAGGUCACUCAGACCUUUUAAUCGUACUACACGCUACCCUAACGAGAUUAGGGACGUGACUAUUGGAAAGUUUAGAUAAUUAAUGACGAGGAGGCACGGACACGGCGGAGGCGGAUAACUUAGGUAGUUGCCCUGCGAGGCCGGCGUUUUUCGGAUCUGGUUGUAAAAGUGUAGUACGAAAUACGGCGCCGGCAUUUCCGUCUUCGACGAAGAUAAGUAUAAUAGGGAAUGGGCGAACUGUACUAUAGGAAGAUCACGAAUGAAAACAUUAGGACGCAAUCGAU
Daldinia decipiens is the source of this 2269-nucleotide messenger RNA. Its product is annotated as guanosine-diphosphatase. The transcript is spliced from 3 exons. NCBI's taxonomy places the organism in Eukaryota, Fungi, Ascomycota, Sordariomycetes, Xylariales, Hypoxylaceae. Gene Ontology annotation, biological process: nucleoside diphosphate catabolic process; protein N-linked glycosylation. The record is from RefSeq and is a predicted model, not a curated record. Gene Ontology annotation, molecular function: UDP phosphatase activity; GDP phosphatase activity. Gene Ontology annotation, cellular component: membrane; Golgi apparatus. The coding region runs from base 366 to 2006 and encodes 546 amino acids.